Messenger RNA from Haliaeetus leucocephalus (bald eagle), 1605 nucleotides. RefSeq names its product receptor-interacting serine/threonine-protein kinase 2-like. The transcript has 11 exons. The record is from RefSeq and is a predicted model, not a curated record. NCBI's taxonomy places the organism in Eukaryota, Metazoa, Chordata, Aves, Accipitriformes, Accipitridae. The coding region runs from base 1 to 1605 and encodes 534 amino acids. Gene Ontology annotation, biological process: regulation of apoptotic process; protein phosphorylation. Gene Ontology annotation, molecular function: JUN kinase kinase kinase activity; ATP binding.
AUGGCCAAAUCAUUACCUGUAGUAGCCCAGGAAGAUGUGGAUAGCUUUACCUUGACCAGGACAGGCUCAGGCUUUGCACUCAAAGCCUUUCAUAUUUCUUGGAACACUCACAUCUCUGUGAAGCUGCUGACCAGCCAGGACACUACAGGGAGGGAGUGGAAGUUGCUACUUCAGGAUAUAGCAAGUGUCAGACGCUAUGAGUCUGAACGUCUCCUGCCUUCUCUUGGGAUUUACCAGUACCAUGGACUUGUGGGUAUAGUGACUGAAUGGAUGAACAAUGGAUCCCUCCACUCGCUCAUCCAUGAGCGUCAGCUGUACCCAGAACUUCCAUUUCCCUUACUCAUAAGGAUCCUGUCAGAUGUGGCUGAAGGGCUGCAUCACCUUCACAGCCUCAAACCAGCUUUCUGCCACUGCAGCCUGAAACCUUCCAAUGUGCUUUUGGAUACGCAGUACAGAGCCAAGAUAUCGGAUUAUGGUCUAAUCAACUGGAGGAGUCAGCAACUGAGGUCAGACCUGCAGAACUGCAAUCGGAGAAACUGCCAGUAUUUAGUGUAUCUCCCUCCUGAAAUACUUGAAGGAGGCCUUCCUUCCCAGGAAGGUGAUAUUUACAGUUUUGGAAUGCUGUGUUGGGAAAGCCUAAGCAGACAGAAACCUUUUGAAGGUCAAACAACCCUGCUGGAAGUUUUGACAGGAAUCUGCAGCAGUUUGCGGCCUGGCAUUUCAGAAAAGUUUAUACCAAGCAAUUUGCCUGAGAGGAAUAGACUGUUGCACCUUAUCACUCUGUGCUGGCAUCAGGAACCAGAUUAUAGACCAUGUACUCCAGAAUGUGUAGACCUUCUAAAUGGAAUUUUGACAAGUAUAAAUAAGGAGGCAAUUUCCACUGCAAUCUACAAUCUGAUGGAUGCAAAGGAGAUGGCACUUAAUGCAUGCAAAGGUUCAGAAAUACACACAUUGCAGAUGGGCACAUGCAAUUCAGAGGUCAUCUGUCCACAAAAAACCAACCACUUAAUCAGCAAGAAAAUUCCUUUUGUAGUGCAAAGCUUGUCAACUAUUCUACUUGAUAGCAGUGCAAAAAAUGCAGGAAGAGAAAAUAUUCUUGAGACGGGUCUGGCAAAUACUAUGCCACAGAACGCAACAACAAAGAAAGAUCACCCAGGCUCUGACAGCAGAAAACCAAAUUCCUUUUGCAUGAUUCCUUUAUCUGGUUCAACCACAGGUAAAGACAGCAGACAGCAUAAUGACCCACCACUGGCUCUUAAGCACAGACCACAACCUAGGCAUCUUGAACGAGCAGUGACAGAUCCUAGCUGCAAAGGAAACUGCUGCCAAAUACUAGCCUGCCAGAGACAGACCAUACUGAGCUGCAUGACAGAAGGACGCCUCAACCAUAUCCUCGAUGUCCUUCGCUCACAGCAAAUGUUGUCCCGAAUGGAUUAUGAAACAAUUACCUCUUAUCCCACAGUGACUGGGCGUGCUCGGGCAUUGUUGGACACUUGCCUUUGCCUUGGAGAGAGGGCAGCACAAGUUGUAGUGACUGUACUUCCAGUGACCAAAUUAGUCCUCUGGGACAAGGCAGCCACUGCCCAGACUAUCCUUCUAAGGUAA